AGUUAAGUUCUAGCGUCCGAUACCGGAGAGAAUUACUAUUAAAUUAAAAGCAACAAAAGAAACAACAUUUCUGCGUAUUAAAUCAGAACCCAUUCCGUUAAAAAAAAAAGAUAAAGAAACGCUUGAAUCUUGUGGAUUAUUAUUGGAUUUCAAUUUCUAUUUGGAUUUGACUGUUUCUCUCUGCUCUUUUCAUUCAACAGGUAAAAACCAGUUUCACCAUGAAGUUGACAGGAAUCUUUCUGCUAUUGAUGCUUUGGACCUGCGAGAGCGUACGAGUUGCAGAGAGCCGAGACGACAAUAGCGUGUACGACCUAUUCGAGCUGGUCCACGUCUCCAAGAAGAACCACGGAGUGACCCUAGUGAAGGGCGACGACCCAUACAGUCCCGCCUACAAGAUCCUCAACCCGGACCUGAUCCCCGAGGUCCCCGAGAGCUCCUUCAGGGACCUCAUUGAUUCCAUCCACGCGGAGAGGGGAUUCCUUCUCCUCCUCAACUUCAAGCAGUUCAAGCGGACCAGGGGCUCCCUCCUGACGGUGGAAAAGCGUGACGGAUCCGGAGCCGUGUUCGAGAUCGUCUCCAACGGGAAAGCGAACACCCUGGAUGUGGUUUUCUCUACAGUGAAUAAGCAACAGGUGGUGUCGAUAGAAGAUGUGGACUUGGCGACGGGCCACUGGAAGAAUAUUACGCUGUUCGUGCAGGAGGACCGGGCGCAGCUGUAUGUUGGCUGUGAGGAGGUGAACACAGCGGAACUGGACGCUCCCAUCCAGAGCAUCCUCACUCAGGAGACUCCCAUCACGGCGCGUCUCAGAAUCGGGAAAGGAGCGGUGAAGGACCGGUUCAUGGGGGUGCUCCAAAACGUUCGUUUUGUCUUUGGAACCACUUUAGAAGCGAUACUGCGCAACAAAGGAUGCCAAAACUCUGUUCUGACUGAUAGAAUCAUCGUUAUGGACAACCCCAUCAAUGGGUCCAGCCCUGCCAUUAGGACUGACUACACUGGCCACAAAAGUAAAGACCUGCAGAUGAUCUGUGGGUUCUCCUGUGAGGACCUGGCUGGCAUGUUCAAGGAAUUGAAGGGGCUGGGAGUGGUGGUGAAGGAGCUGUCUAACGAGCUGCGCAAAGUGACGGAUGAGAACAAGCUGUUGAUGAACAGAGCGGGGAUCCACAGUGGAGUCUGUCUGCACAACGGCAUCGUCCACAAGAACAAGGCCGAGUGGACCGUCGACGACUGCACUGAGUGCACUUGUCAGAACUCUGCCACCGUAUGCCGCAAGAUCUCCUGCCCACUGAUCCCCUGUGCCAACGCCACCGUGUCUGAUGGAGAGUGUUGCCCGCGCUGUGGAACACUGAGUGACUAUGCGGAGGACGGCUGGUCCCUCUGGUCUGAAUGGACACACUGUUCCGUGUCUUGUGGGCGGGGCAUUCAGCAGAGGGGCCGUUCCUGCGACCGCAUCAACAACAACUGCGAGGGAACCUCCGUCCAAACCAGGGACUGCUACCUUCAGGAGUGUGACAAACGCUUCAAGCAGGACGGCGCCUGGAGCCACUGGUCCCCCUGGUCUUCCUGCUCGGUCACCUGUGGGGCGGGUGUCAUCACCCGUAUUCGCCUCUGCAACUCCCCCACACCCCAGCUGGGAGGCAAGGACUGCCAAGGAGAGGGAAGACAGACCGAGAAGUGCACCAAGUCACCCUGCCCCGUCAACGGUAACUGGGGACCCUGGUCGCUAUGGGAUACCUGCUCUUCCACCUGUGGGGGAGGAGCCCAGACACGUAAACGUCUCUGCAACGACCCCGCCCCCAAAUAUGGUGGCAAGGAGUGCCAGGGUGACUCCAAGGCCACUCAGCUGUGCAACAGGAACGCCUGUCCCGUCGAUGGUUGUCUGUCUAACCCCUGCUUUCCUGGGACCAAGUGCACCAGCGUUCCCGAUGGAACAUGGAGUUGUGGGAAAUGCCCCACUGGUUACUCUGGUGACGGCAUCAAGUGCAAGGACAUUGACGAGUGUAAAGAGGUUCCUGACGCUUGCUUCGUGUUCAACGGAGUCCACCGCUGUGAGAACACUGACCCUGGUUACAACUGUCUGCCCUGUCCCGCACGCUACUCUGGACCUCAGCCCUUCGGCAGGGGAGUGGAGGAGGCCACCGCCAAGAAACAGGUGUGUACACCACGUAACCCCUGCUUGGAUGGGAGCCACGACUGCAACAAGAACGCACGCUGUAACUACCUGGGACACUUUGCCGAUCCCAUGUACCGCUGUGAGUGUAAGCCUGGCUAUGCCGGAAACGGACACAUCUGUGGUGAGGACACGGACCUGGACGGAUGGCCCAACCAAGACCUGGUCUGUGUGGAGAACGCCACCUACCACUGCAAGAAGGACAACUGCCCCAACCUUCCCAACUCAGGCCAAGAAGACUACGACAAGGAUGGUGUUGGUGACGCGUGUGACAACGAUGAUGACAACGAUGGCAUUCCUGACGACAGGGAUAACUGCCCGUUCGUGUACAACCCCAGGCAAUAUGACUAUGACAGAGAUGAUGUUGGAGAUCGUUGUGAUAACUGUCCUUACAACAGCAACCCUGACCAGACUGACACAGACAACAACGGGGAAGGAGACGCCUGCUCUGUGGACAUUGAUGGAGAUGGUAUUCUGAAUGAGAAAGACAACUGCCCGUACGUCUACAACGUGGACCAGCGAGACACUGACCUGGAUGGUGUGGGAGACAUGUGUGACAACUGUCCUCUGGAACACAACCCUGACCAGGUUGACUCUGAUGACGACCGUGUGGGAGACAAGUGUGACAGCAACCAGGACAUCGAUGAGGACGGCCACCAGAAUAACCUGGACAACUGCCCCUACAUCCCCAACGCUAACCAGGCCGACCAUGACAAAGACGGCAAGGGAGACGCCUGCGACCACGAUGACGACAACGACGGGAUCCCUGAUGAGAAAGACAACUGCAGACUGGCCUUCAACCCUGACCAGCUCGACUCUGAUGGUGACGGUCGCGGAGAUGUUUGCAAAGAUGAUUUUGACCAAGACAACGUCCCUGACAUCUACGACGUGUGUCCGGAGAACUUUGACAUCAGCGAAACGGACUUCAGGAAGUUCCAGAUGGUUCCCCUGGACCCCAAGGGAACGUCCCAGAUUGACCCCAACUGGGUGGUCAGACAUCAAGGCAAAGAGCUGGUCCAGACCGUCAACUGUGACCCUGGCAUUGCUGUUGGUUUUGAUGAGUUCAACUCUGUGGACUUCAGUGGUACCUUCUUCAUCAACACAGAGCGAGAUGAUGACUACGCCGGCUUUGUGUUCGGCUACCAGUCCAGCUCCAGGUUCUACGUGGUGAUGUGGAAGCAGAUCACACAGACCUACUGGAACAACAAACCCACCAAGGCUCAGGGAUACUCAGGACUGUCCAUCAAGGUGGUCAACUCUACUACUGGACCUGGAGAGCACCUCAGGAACGCUCUCUGGCACACGGGCAACACCCCAGGACAGGUGAGGACUCUGUGGCAUGACCCUAAGAAUGUUGGCUGGAAAGACUUCACAGCCUACAGAUGGCACCUGAUCCACAGACCAAGAACAGGACACAUCAGAGUGGUCAUGUACGAGGGGAAGAGGAUCAUGAAGGAUUCCGGGAGCGUAUACGACAAGACGUACGCAGGCGGAAGACUAGGUCUCUUUGUCUUCUCGCAAGAGAUGGUAUACUUCUCAGACCUCAAGUAUGAAUGCAGAGAUGCAUAAUUGCACGGAGCAGGAAGCUCUUGGAACAAUGCACCUUUCUGUAUAAAUAUGAACGAUAUGUAUUCCAAUACAAUGUCCAGGGACUGUUUUUUUCUACUCCUCUUUUCUUCUGCGGGACUCACACUGAAGGGGUAAAUUGGGGGUAAAUUGAUGCUGGUUUGGACAGAGAACCAUCCGGGUGACUGCCAGUCGAAGAUCAGAGAAGCUACACCUACCCACCCAGAGCAUGUAGAGACGGGGAAAAAAACAGCCCGUUUGCUUGGCCUGAGUGAGAGACUGACCGAUGUUCCCAACCGUCCGGCGAUCUCUCUCUGAUCUGAAAGACCUCAUUCAUCCCUGUGCGGGGAAAGUCUCCCGAUGGACAACUAUGCACUUCCAAACUUUUACAUCUCUCUCUCGCUAUCCCUCUUUCUAUCCAUCUCUCUCUCGCUAUCCCUCUUUCUAUCCAUCUCUCUCUCGCUAUCCCUCUUUCUAUCCAUCUCUCUCUCGCUAUCCCUCUUUCUAUCCAUCUCUCUCUCGCUAUCCCUCUUUCUAUCCAUCUCUUUUUUGUUCUGGAAUGGACGUCCCAAAGAAAGACUAUGUGAUGUUCUGUUUAUAGAAAAAGAAAUCUAGGCGGAUGUAGGUUCUGAACGAUACAACUCUGAUGAUGAGGGGUGUUUGGCUCAGUGGUUGAAGAACGCAAUAAGACUUUUUUACUUUAAGUUUUGUCAGGAAAGGACUUGUAGUCCUUGGAAGUCAGUUGCGUAACAACAAGAUAUGGAGGAUGGUGUAUGUAUGAUGUAUAUACGUAUGUUUGUGUGUAAAUAAGAAGACAUUUAACGCUUGCUUUUACCCCUCUAUAUAUGUUCCCUUGGAGACAAAAGAAAACAAACCAAAAUUAAAACGAGCCAAAAUACUUUUUUGUCAAAUACAUGAUUGCUUGUAGGCUUUGUGGCUGGCAUUAAAUUGAUAUAGUUCAGUUGAAAUGGAACAUAGUGAUACUCAGGGUAAGAUGGGAGCGGCCAUCUUAGCAUAUCAAACCAUUGCAGAAAAUGACAUGGGAGGGCCAAUUAAAAAAGGGCAUUGUCAGUGCCAGUAAAUCAAAGCCAUUCUGUCUAUUACGACACUUUCCAUUUCGAACAUUAAAUGUUACAAAUAUUUUGUUAAUUUAUUUUACAAAUGUAAAAAGAUCAAAUUAGAAACAUUGAACAUCUUUAGAAGCUUAAAAAAAUUAAAUUUUGUUUGACGGUUGAGUUGAAGUAGCUAAAGUAGCCUAAUGUGAUUAGCAUGAAGUUGUAAGUAACAAGAACAUUUCCCAGGACAUAGACAUAUCUGAUAUUGGAAGAAAGCUUAAAUUCUUGUUAAUAUAACUGCACUGUCCAAUUUACAAAAGCUAUUACAAUGAAAUAAUACCAUGCUACUGUUUGAAGAAAGUGCACAGUUGUGAACUUAAAUUUUUUUUAAUAAACCAAAUAAGCACAUUUAGAAAGUCUUAAAACAAAAAUGCAAUGGUUCAUUGGAUCAGUCUAAAACGUUGCACAAGCACUGCUGCCAUCUAGUGGCCAAAAUCUCAAUUGCGCCUUGGCUUUAAUAAUACAUUAUGGCCUUUCUCUUGCAUUUCAAAAAUGAUGGUACGAAAAAGUACAAAUGAAACGCAUGUUUUUUCUUUGUAUAAUCUUUUUCCCAGAUUUAAUAUGUUAUAUUCUCCUACAUUAACUUAACAUUUUCACAAACUUCAAAGUGUUUCCUUUCAAAUGUCAUCAAUAAUAUGCAUAUCCUUGCUUCAGGUCCUGAGCUACAGGCAAAUAGAUUUGGGUAUGUCAUUUUAGGCAAAAAAUACUUUGAGGAAGUAAAGACUAUUCCCCAGUGUUCAAGGUGUAAACUGAUCCAGAGUCAGUCAGACUGGUGCCUUUGGUGUCAGAAGUGGGAUCUUACUCUAAUCCCAUUAUAGCCAUGGUUAGAACUAGGGCAUCUGACUCAGAAUGGCAUGUAUGUGACCGGUGUAUCCUUUUCUUCUGAGAUUAAAAACAAAGGAACCUUUGAUGUACACAUAAUACCUCAUUGCUGUUGUAUAAUUAAUUUGAUCGAGAAAAAAAAAGAAGAUGUUUUUCUUUUUUUUCAUUGUACGCUUACAGAAUACGAAUGGAUCAACAUCUUAUUGCUACUGUACCAUGAAUCUGUAAAUAUUACUACUUUUCUUUUCAAAACAGACCCACCCCCCCCGCCCAACACCCCCCUACAGUAAAAAAAAAAACAGUCAAAUGGGAGAGUUGUUUUUAUAUACAUAUUCUAUUUUUGCUUUUGUGUCUUUUGUCCAGUGCUCUUUUAAUGGAUAAAGUAUUGUUCUGUUUUGCUUUGUCUUUGCUGUUCUGUGUGUGAGAGAUCGUUUCGUGUAGAUAAAUGCUAUUUAAAUAAUUUAUCAGGAUUCGCUGCCUGCGGAAGGGGGCGUGUCCGUAUGUAUAAACGGUUUGCACACUGACAUGAGGAUGUUCUGUUUAUCGUUUAUAUUUUUAUUUUUACCGUUAUUUUUGUACAAUUUAGUGAGGCUUUGUUGUCUGUAAACAUUUUUACUUAGUUGUGCAGUGUUUUAAAAAAUGAUGUUUUUAUCCAUAGCAAUUAUUUUGUUAUAUAUAUAUAUACUUCAGAAACAAUAAAUAGUUGUUGAAAUCCA
Molecule: messenger RNA, 6387 nt
Organism: Oncorhynchus kisutch (coho salmon)
Lineage: Eukaryota; Metazoa; Chordata; Actinopteri; Salmoniformes; Salmonidae
Product: thrombospondin-1-like
Exons: 22
Coding region: 219-3737 (1172 amino acids)
Biological process (GO): negative regulation of angiogenesis; cell adhesion
Cellular component (GO): extracellular region
Molecular function (GO): protein binding; calcium ion binding
Source: RefSeq, a predicted model, not a curated record